AUGUACCGACUUCACACCAAAAGAGUAAGAGCUGCCGCCGGGCAGGUGUGGGCUGCAAACCUCCACAGGAUCAGACGAUCUCUGAAAAAUGUUUACCAGAAAUGUAAGACCCGCCAUUCAUAUUCAACGAGCUACCCGACAAUGGCUUCUUGCGAUUGUGACCAAGAUGCUCUCAGUUUGAAUGAAGAAAUGAAUCUACCAGCAAUGCUUCAAGACAUUAAAACGGGACAAAUGGAACUCCUCGGCCAAAUGACCGACAUUGUCAGCGCAAUAUCAAAUAUUCAGGAAAAGAUCAACCAUUAUCAGAGUCAGAUGGAAGCCCUAGAAACCAGAAUAAACAUCAAUGAAGACAAACAAACUGCGACCACCAAAGACAUCCUCUCCAUGAAAGAAGAUAUCACCACUUUAAAGAAGAAGGUGACGGAGCUGGAAAGCCAGAAUUCUUGCUCCAGCAUACACUGUCUGGAGGUCUUGGAAGGACAAAAGGGUAAAGAAUUUGUACAACUCCUCCAUAAGCUCCUACAACAUGAAUCCCCGAAGGGCACAGCCACCUCUCCAGACACUGUCAUCUCUUCAGCAGAACCAGAGAGAGAGCCCAGUUACCCAGAGCCCACUGGUGAGCUUAAGAAAAAAACAAUGUCACCUCAGAAUAUGACUCUGAAGAAAAAUAAUAGCCUCCAAAAUGCACCAGUGGGUUGCAAGAAGGUAAAGUCAAAUAUUUAUAUUUACCCUGACUUCAGUACAUGGAUCAAGCUCACUUUUGUUCAUGGAGGAAAUUGGAGAUUUUUCCUCAGUGCCACCAAGUUAGAGGAAUUCCUCCAGUGGCUUCUGUCUAGGCCAACCGUCCUUCCUGAGGAACCACAAAUCAUACCCCAGAGAGACUAUGCCUUCACCGGGGCCAUUGAGACGUUGGCCACAAUCUGUCUCUCUCUUUUCAACUAUGUUUAUUACCUUUUUGGUUCCUCAAAAGAGGAAAUAACUCGACUUUAG
This is a messenger RNA of Apodemus sylvaticus (European woodmouse), 990 nucleotides long. RefSeq names its product coiled-coil domain containing 54 (gene Ccdc54). The coding region runs from base 1 to 990 and encodes 329 amino acids. The transcript has a single exon. Lineage: Eukaryota; Metazoa; Chordata; Mammalia; Rodentia; Muridae. The record is from RefSeq and is a predicted model, not a curated record.